Molecule: messenger RNA, 2351 nt
Organism: Epithele typhae
Lineage: Eukaryota; Fungi; Basidiomycota; Agaricomycetes; Polyporales; Epitheliaceae
Exons: 8
Source: RefSeq, a predicted model, not a curated record
AUGUUUGCAUCUAGCUUCCCCACGAUCGCUAUUUUGCGAUAUCUCCUCCUCCUCCUCCUCCUCCGCCUCGCACACAGCCCUCAAAUUUCCACACUCACUUCAUCCUCCCUCAUUUCCUUCCCCAUGCCCAUCCCUGUGCCCGACACCUUCAUCGACAAAGUUAUCACGUGGCUGCCGCCGCCACCCUGCAAAGACCCGAUCUGGAUAUUGGAUCGCGAAUGCGACGAUUGCGUCAAAGCCAAGAAGGGCAUUUGCAGCGACGCCUUGGAGGUAGACGACUCUUGCAGCCACUGCCUCACCCGCGACUGCACGACGUGGGGACUCCGCUGCGACGGCGCGUUCAUCGGGUUAGUCGGGUGGUUCCAGCGCGAAACCAUCCACAUCCGCUCCGACCUCCCGGACAUCACGGACAUCGUCGCCCAAGGCUCAGUGGACUACGCCCUCACCUGGCUCCGCGAACAGGACUUCACCACGAUCCCCGAGGCCGCGGCGCUCUUCGACUCCCCCUUCCCGAACUACGCGUCCUACGCGGUGUUCGGGAAGUGGGACCGGCAGGGCGCGCGCCACCUCACCGCCAACGUCGUGUUCCGCAGCCGUGUUAACCGUACCCGCGAACGUGAGGCGUUGAAGACGUCGACGUCGUCGGCCUCAAAGACCCCGCCGCCACUCACCCAGACCCACCGCCACCUCCCGCCGCCCCAACCAGCACUGCGACUGGCCGACAGCGCACUUCACUCACCGCGUCGUCGCGCUCGGUCUCGCGCAGUACGCUCCACGGUGAACAGCGGUCUGUCUCGACUUCGGCGUCCAUCUCGACCUCUUCGCGCGCAUCCACCUCCGCGCGCCCUAAGCGCGCCCCCCAUGCCCAUGUCCACCUGGGUCCGCGCCUCCCCCGCACCUCCAUCCACCAAGCGCAAGCGCAAGCUCGAUGACCCUGACGACCGCGACGACUCCCGCUCCAGGAAGUCCGCGCGCUCAUCCAGGUCCGCCGAGGAUCGGCUCAACCUAGAGCAGUUUGCCGCCGCCGCCCGCACCGUCCACGCUGGUGGGGACGCUGUCCGCUGGGCGCAGUUCAAUGAAAUCACGCAUAAGGUGGCUUACCACGCAUCAAGCCUCGCGAAGACCUCCUCGGAGCUGGCUCAGUGGGUGGACAACAACGCGCCCCACGCGUCCCUGGUCGACACUCCGUCCGACGAGGCGUAUAUGCGUCGCACAAUAAUGUGCGCGGACAUCCGCGCGUCGAAUCAUCGUUGCGCGCGGAUAUUCGUCGCACGCGCGGAUACCCGCACGUUGAACCACAAACCAGGCACUGUCACAACAUCGCGCGGACAUCCCGCUCCGCGUCUCGCUUCUCAUGCGUCGCGUCUUCCUCUAUUCCCAACCACCACCACCACCACCGACUCGCUCCUCCGCCUCACUAUACCCGCCACCUACUCCCUGCCAACCUCGCGCAACGUUUUCCCUAUGGCUUCCUCCUCCUCGACAUCCGCCGCACUCACCACUCCACCCUCCUGCCCGCUUGAUGUCGCCCCUAUGAAAGUCCCUGAGGGCACCAAGACGGCGCAGAUCAGCAACCACGCCACGCCACGGUGCGGGAGUAUUCGCUGGACAUUGCAGUCCAAGUGCGACGACUGCAUCGACUGCGGCACCAGAUGCUUGGGCAACGGCAUUGGUGCAUGCAAGCAGUGCUCCUCCGAUUUCUCGGGCAACUCAUGCACCAUGUACGGCAUCCGAGGGGACGGCGCUCUAAUCCUGCCACGCGUUGGCUUCGUCGGGUGGUUCCUGGGCGUCGGGUUUCGCGUCAUCGCGGACCUCCCCAAGACCACCGAGAUCGUCGCCCAGGGCGCGAUCGACUACAUCCUCACAUGGCUCGCGGAAGAAGACUUCGAGAUCGCGCCCGGCUGCAAGAGCCUCCCCUCGUCGCCCUUCCCUCACAUCCGCUCCUACCCCGCGUACGCGAAGUGGGACCGCAAGCAGGCGCGCGCGUUGGCCGCCGCCGUCGUCUUCUACGCCGGCCCCGACACUGAGUGCAUCACCGUCCUCGGUUCCUCCAAGAGGUGGUGGCUAGCCAUGCCCACCCCGGAGGAGGAACACGGCUGGUUCCUCCGCAUCCGCGAGGAUCGCAAGUCCUACCGCCCGAUUCGGAAGGGUGUCAAAGUCCUGCCCGCGCCCGCGCCCGCGCCCCGCAAGCCCGCGCCCGCGCCCCGCAAGCCCGCGCCCGCGCCCCGCAAGCCCGCGCCCGCGCCCCGCAAGCCCGCGCCCGCGCCCCGCAAGCCCGCGCCCGCGCCCGCGUCUUCGCCCACCACUGCGACCGCGCCCGCGUCUUCGCCCACCACUGCGACCGCGCUCGC